Molecule: messenger RNA, 7860 nt
Organism: Onychomys torridus (southern grasshopper mouse)
Lineage: Eukaryota; Metazoa; Chordata; Mammalia; Rodentia; Cricetidae
Gene: Dennd4c
Product: DENN domain containing 4C
Exons: 33
Coding region: 371-6232 (1953 amino acids)
Biological process (GO): regulation of Rab protein signal transduction
Cellular component (GO): cytoplasmic vesicle
Molecular function (GO): protein binding
Source: RefSeq, a predicted model, not a curated record
AGAAGGAAAGGGAGAGGGAAGAAGGGAGGGAAAGUGGUGUUCUGUGGAAAGGGGCGGAAGGAGGGGAAGGCAAAAGAGAAAAGGGAACAGAAACAUGGCGGUCUGCGGUCGGGACAGGCUCGCCGCCGGCAGCGCCUAGACGUCGGUCCUCCCGCAGCGCCCGCGCGCGGCCCGCGAGCCCCUCGGCCGGCAGUUGCCCUCGCUGCAGGCGGUGCCCCUCGAGACCCGGCCGCGCGGAGGCGCAGGCGCAGAGGGGCCGCUGGAGUCCCGGCCCUGCGUGCCGAGCGAGGGUGCCCAGGCCGCGUAGCCGGCGCUUUCUCGCCCCAGGAAGCUGCAGUGUCCGGCCAUCGCAGGUAGCAGAACAGCAGUCAUGAUAGAAGACAAAGGACCAAGAGUGACAGACUACUUUGUUGUGGCAGGUCUCACUGAUACGUCAACUCUUUUGGAUCAAGAAAUAAAUCGUAUAGAUACUAAAUCAACUGGCCCUAAAGCUCCAAUCACAGACAUUGCAGUGAUUAUCAAAUCGGCUGGGGAAGCUGUACCCGAAGGAUACACCUGUGUUGAAGCCACUCCAUCAGCACUCCAGGCCAAUCUGAACUAUGGAAGUCUGAAAAGCCCAGAGCUUUUUCUGUGUUAUAAGAGAGGGAGAGAUAAACCGCCCCUUACAGAUAUUGGAGUGCUAUAUGAAGGGAAAGAAAGGCUUAUUCCAGGAUGCGAAGUUAUCCAAGCCACGCCCUAUGGUCGCUGUGCCAAUGUCAACAAUAGUUCAACUACUUCUCAAAGAAUCUUUAUCACCUAUCGCAGGGCUCCUCCAGCUCGGUCCCAGAAUUCCUUGGCUGUAACUGACAUCUGUGUUAUUAUAACUAGUAAAGGGGAAACCCCUCCUCACACUUUCUGCAAAGUUGAUAAGAACUUAAAUUGUGGCAUGUGGGGUUCCAAUGUGUUUCUGUGUUAUAAGAAGUCUGUGCCUGCUUCAAAUGCAAUAGCAUAUAAGGCUGGUUUGAUUUUUCGGUAUCCGGAAGAAGAUUAUGAGUCUUUCCCUCUCUCAGAAUCCGUGCCUCUCUUCUGCCUUCCUAUGGGAGCCACUAUUGAGUGCUGGGAUCCUCAAACCAAAUAUCCACUUCCCGUCUUCUCAACAUUUGUCUUGACAGGUUCUUCAGCUGAAAAGGUAUAUGGAGCUGCUAUCCAGUUUUAUGAACCUUAUCCUCGAGAACUUCUAACAGAGAAACAACUUAUGCAGCUGGGCCUGUUGACCCCUGUGGAGAGAAAAGUGGUCUCCAAACCCAUCAAUUCAAACAAGUGCAUUUGUUUGCUUUCACACUGGCCUUUCUUUGAUGCUUUUAAGAAAUUUCUUAUGUUUAUCUACAAAGUUUCUGUGUCUGGACCACAUCCUCUUCCCAUUGAAAAGCACAUCUCACACUUUAUGCAAAACAUCCCUUUUCCUUCACCACAAAGACCAAGAAUCCUUGUACAGCUGUCAGUCCAUGAUGCGUUAAUAUUAUCACAACCUGUUUCCACACCUUUACCACUGAGUGGAGCCAACUUUAGUACCUUACUGAUGAAUUUGGGUCCCGAGAAUUGUGCAACAUUGCUGCUGCUGGUUUUGCUUGAGAGUAAAAUUCUGCUGCAUUCUCUUAGGCCAGCUGUCCUGACUGGGGUAGCUGAGGCUGUUGUUGCUAUGAUCUUCCCAUUUCAGUGGCAGUGCCCAUAUAUCCCCCUUUGUCCUCUUUCACUGGCUGGAGUGCUUAGCGCACCUUUACCAUUUAUAGUUGGAGUGGACUCGAGGUACUUUGAUCUGCAUGACCCACCACAAGAUGUUGUUUGCAUUGACUUGGAUACGAACAUGAUAUAUGUAUCUGAUGAAAAGAAGAACAUAAACUGGAAGCAGCUUCCCAAAAAGCCAUGCAAAAGUCUGCUUGGGACCUUGAGGAGGCUGUAUCCCCAGCUCUGCUCAGUUCACCGAAAAACUCAGGAAAGUUCAGCCAUUGAGAUGACUCCAAUUGAAGCAGAUUUCUCUUGGCAAAAAAAGAUGACACAGCUUGAGAUGGAAAUCCAAGAGACGUUUUUGCGAUUUAUGGCAUCUGUUUUAAAAGGGUAUAGGUCGUAUCUGAGACCAAUCACAGAAGCGCCUUCAAAUAAAGCCACAGCUGUGGAUUCAUUGUUUGAUCGACAGGGUUUUUUAAAAAGUCGGGAUCGAGCCUAUACAAAAUUCUAUACCCUUUUAUCCAAAACACAGAUUUUUAUUCGUUUCAUUGAAGAAUGCAGUUUUGUAAGUGAUAAAGAUACUGGAUUGGCAUUUUUUGAUGACUGCAUUGAGAAGUUGUUUCCAGAUAAAGGCAUAGAGAAAACAGACAAGGUUGACUUGGAUUCAGCAGAAGACACCAAAUUGAUAGAGCUAGAUGAUUCACAGAAGAGUGAGCACACUGUGUUUAUUAUGCCACCUGAGCCACCUCCUGAUGAUGGAAGUAACUUGUCACCUCAGUACAGUUACACGUGCUUUCCAAUGUUGGAUCCUAAGCUUUUUGACAGCCCACAGGAGCUGAAACUGUGCUUCAGUAGACAUCCUCCUGGGAAUAGCAUUACAAACAGCCCUGCUCUCAUGGCUAAAAGAACCAAACAGGAGAUAAAAACAGCUCAUAAGUUGGCGAAGAGAUGUUAUAUGAAUCCACCACAAUGGGCCAAGUGUCUCUUCAGUCACUGUUACAGCUUGUGGUUCAUCUGUCUCCCAGCCUAUGUUAGAGUUUCUCACCCCAAGGUCAGAGCGCUCCAACAAGCAUAUGAUGUACUUAUUAAAAUGAGGAAGACAGAUGUGGAUCCACUAGAUGAGGUGUGCUAUCGGGUAGUGAUGCAGCUCUGCGGACUUUGGGUUCAUCCUGUCUUAGCAGUGAGAGUCUUAUUCGAAAUGAAAACUGCUAGAAUAAAACCAAACGCUAUUACUUACGGCUAUUAUAAUAAGGUAGUUUUGGAGAGCCCAUGGCCCAGCAGUACUCGGAGUGGUAUUUUCUUAUGGACGAAAGUACGGAAUGUCGUACAUGGUUUGGCCCAAUUUAGGCAGCCACUUAAAAAGACUGGGCAAAAAUCACUGGUCUUUUCAAUAUCAGCUCCUCAGAAGGCUGCAGGCGGAAGUGAUGGGGACUCCGUGAGCCAUGGGAGUGUGGACAGUUCUAACGAUGCUAACAGUGGGGAGCACACAGUCUUCGUCAGAGACUUAAUCAGCCUUGAUUCCACUGAUAAUCACUCGAGCACAGGCGGUCAAUCUGACCAAGGCUAUGGGUCCAAGGAUGAGUUAGUAAAGGAGGAUGCCGAAGUUCAUGCACCUGAGGAGCCUGUGCCACAAGACCUGACUGCCACGGAGCUGCACAUUGAAGAGGUGUGUGAUGUGUCUGCUAUUGCCUCAAAACAAUCGCAACCUAGUCCAGAACCUCAGAGUCCUACUGAAGCUCCUGCAUGGGGCAGCAGUAUUGUGAAAGUUCCAUCUGGGUUCUUUGACACCAGCAAUAGGACAAGUAGUACUGGUAGUCCAUCAAAUGUGCUGUUUUCUACUCAAGCUCCAGCUGAAGAUGCAGUCUUCGGUGAGAUUGCUAAUUUUAAGAACGGUGAGAGAGGAGAAAAGAGACAGAAGCAUUUCUCAGAGAGGAGCUGUAGCUUUAGUUCUGAAAGUCGAGCAGGGAUGCUGCGUAAGAAGAGCAGUUUGGAUCUGAAUUCAAGUGAAAUGGCUAUCAUGAUGGGAGCAGAUGCCAAGAUCCUCACAGCAGCACUGACCUGUCCUAACACUUGUCCACUUCAUGUCUCAAGAACUCAUAGCUUUGAGACUGUUAACUGCCGUCCAGCUGAUACUAGGACUCGAAUGUUGGAAGGCACUUGGGAUUCUGAGCACAGAACAUCUCCUGUUUUAGAGAUGUUAGAGGAAAGCCAAGAGCCCCUGGAAACUGUGGUUGGUGAUAAUGUCGCAGAGACUACAGCAAAGGAUACAUGUGACAGUCUACAGAAUGAUAGAAACAAUAUCCAGUCCAGAGACAGGAAAGCAAGAUCCCAAGAUACCAUGAAUAAGAGAAGUAGUUCAUAUGGUGUUGGGAAAGCCGUUGAGAGGGAAGAUGUUGAAACUGGACUAGAUCCUUUGUCUCUUUUAGCCACUGAAUGCGUAGAAAAAACUUCUGAUUCUGAAGAUAAGUUUUCUCCAGUAAUUUCACGUAAUCUGGCUGAUGAAAUUGAAAGUUACAUGAACCUAAAAAGUCCUCUGGGUAGUAAAUCUUCUAGUAUGGAAUUGCAUGGAGAGGGAAACCAAGAGUCUGGCUCCGCUGCUUCAUUUGCUCACCCUUUAGAAAGGAGAUCGAGUCUACCUUUAGAACACGGUCCACCAUCCCAAGACAGUCCAGACAUUGAGAAGAGCUCCCCUGCAGUGUCCAGGUCUAAAACCUUGACUGGGCGUUUCAAGCCGCAGACUCCUUACCGCACUUACAAAGAUCGGCCCACUUCUUUAUCAGCAUUAGUGCGUUCUUCACCAACUAGCCCUCUGGGUUCUGUAGUAAAUUCCUUAUCAGGGCUAAAGUUGGACAAUAUACUAUCAGGGCCCAAGAUAGAUGUCUUAAAAUCUAGUAUGAAACAAGCAGCAACAGUAGCCAGUAAGAUGUGGGUGGCUGUCGCAUCUGCCUACAGCUACUCAGACGACGAGGAAGAAACUAAUAAAGAUUAUAGUUUCCCUGCCGGCCUAGAAGAUCAUCUCCUUGGGGAGAAUGUGCUGCCUAAUGCCAGCGUCUCAGGGCUGGUUCCCAGUGAACUCACCCAGAGCAGCACAAGCCUUGGCAGUAGUAGCAGCAGUGGAGAUGUUGGGAAGCUUCAGUGUCCAGCAGGUGAAGUUCCAUUUUCAAGAACCAUCAAAGGGCAGGACUUUGAAAAAUCAGAACAUGGUUCUUCACAGAAUACCAGUAUGUCUAGCAUCUAUCAAAAUUGUGCAAUGGAGGUUUUGAUGUCAAGCUGCUCACAGUGCAGAGCUUGUGGAGCUCUGGUUUAUGAUGAAGAAAUCAUGGCUGGAUGGACCGCAGAUGAUUCGAAUUUGAAUACAACCUGUCCAUUUUGUAAAAGCAACUUCUUGCCUCUUCUCAAUGUAGAAUUUAAAGACCUAAGAGGCUCUGCCAGCUUUUUCUUGAAACCAAGUACGUCUGGUGACAGUUUACAAAGUGGCAGCAUCCCAUCAGGAAACGAGCCCUCGGACCAUAAACCCCUGUCCAGUUCAGCAGAACCUGACUUGAUCAGCUUUAUGGACUUCUCGAAACACAACCAGACUAUAAUAGAAGAAGUGAACUAUACAGUCGAAUCAAGUGAUGAAAUAAAGAAAGCCAGUGUUGAUGUCCAAAGUGUGAAAAUGUCAUCUGUGCCUAAUAGUGUGUCUAAACGAAAUGUAUCUUUGACCCGAAGUCAUAGUGUUGGAGGUCCUUUGCAAAAUAUUGACUUCUCCCAGCGACCCUUUCAUGGCAUUUCAACAGUUAGUCUUCCUAAUAGUCUGCAGGAAGAUGUGGACCAUCUAGGAAAAAGACCGAAUCCUCCCCCUGUGUCUGUGCCCUAUUUGAGUCCUCUAGUGCUUCGGAAGGAACUUGAGUCUUUGCUGGAAAAUGAGGGCGAUCAGGUCAUUCACACAUCCUCUUUCAUCAAUCAGCAUCCAAUCAUUUUCUGGAAUCUGGUCUGGUAUUUCAGACGUUUGGAUCUUCCCAGCAACUUGCCAGGACUUAUCCUCACAUCUGAGCAUUGUAAUGAAGGUGUGCAGCUUCCUCUGUCAUCUUUGUCCCAGGACAGCAAACUUGUGUAUAUACAACUGUUAUGGGAUAAUAUCAACCUUCAUCAGGAACCAGGAGAACCUCUGUAUGUCUCAUGGAGGAACUUAAAUUCUGAGAAGAAACUGUCGUUUUCAUCAGAGGAGCAGCAGGCAACCAGCGCUUUAGUUGAGACUAUCAGACAGAGUAUUCAGCAGAAUGACGUUCUUAAGCCCAUCAAUCUGCUUUCCCAGAACAUGAAACCAGACGUGAAGAGACAAAGGAGUUUAUACAGAGAAAUCCUUUUCUUAUCAUUAGUGUCUCUUGGAAGAGAAAAUAUUGAUAUUGAGGCGUUUGACAAUGAAUAUGGACUUGCAUACAGAAGUCUGUCUUCAGAGAUUCUUGAAAAGUUAGAUAACAUCGACGCCCCACCAAGUGUCAGUGUGGAGUGGUGCAGGAAGUGUUUUGGAGCGCCUCUCGUUUAAACAAGAUUCACUCACAUUCUGAUAGUGUACUGGGAAGUAGGUCCUAUCUGGACCUUUCUAGUUUCUUCCCAAGUCCUGACUUGGUGAAAGCUGAAAUGAAGUAACUCUUAGGGGGGAAAAUGAACUCUAAUUCAUACUGAAUCAUCUCAAAUGUAAAAGACCCCUCAACUCCCUGAGCUCUAUUGAUGUUGGAGAUUUCUAGUUCCCGACCUGUCUCUCUGCCUCUGCUGAAAACAAAACUAUUUUUGGAUUUCACAGUAUAUGUAAAAGUAACGAAAUUGUCAUCUUUCUAGAAACUUGGUUUUAUUGAAGCUGCUGGGAUGGAAAAUGGCAAAUUGAAUUUGCCUAACCCCAAAACAAGUGAAAUAUUUCAAUGAUGAGAGUAACUGUGUAUGAUUGUAUGUAUAUGUGUGGGGCUGUGCAGUAGGUAUGUGUAUAAGUGUCUAUUUAUUAAAAUACUUAGGUUGCAUGUUGCAAUAGUUUUCUGAAGGAGGCCUCCCUCGUUGCUCAGUGAAGACUACUAAAUGUGUUUGUAGUCAGCAGUUCCAAAAGUAUCUAAAAGUCCUAAGAACUGCCUUCCCUGUGACUUAAAUUCUGUAUCUUUACCUUUUAAAUUAUGUGUUAUCUUGCUUGUACCUUGGAUAUCCAGGUUCUCCUUUUCAUCUUCCAAUACCAAGUUCAUCCUUGAUGCUUCCAUUGGAAUCCAAUAGGUAGAGUGAAAUUAAACUUUGUAACCUACCAAAAUUAUCUAGAACAUGCUUAGAAUACUAAUGUGUAUAUAUAUAUAUAUAGUCUUUGACCCUGAAAUGUUAAUUCAGGCAGGCCACUUGUUGAUAUUGAAUACUGUUUAUACUCCUGGUUUCUUGGGAGGCAGAGGCAGGAGGAUCUCAAACUGAACAACUUUUAGUGAGCCCCUAUCUCAGAAUAACAAUUUGAAAGGUCUGGGAAUGUAGUUCAGUGGUAGAGCGUUUGCCUAGUGUAUGUGAGGCCCUAGGUUCAGUUCCUAAUAUCACCCCCUCCCCCCAAAAAACACCCUGUGGAUGGAGAAUUUGCACUGCACAUACGUAAGUUUUAUUCUUGUACAAUAUUUUGAUUUAUAUGCUUGUGAAUAAAAAAAGUGUGUAUUUGUAAAUACUGUUUUUUUUUAGGUUGAAUCAAUUAAGUCUUAAAACCUUAAAGCUUAUUGAGCUCAUUGCCGGUAGGUUUAAGAAAAUCAUGACCUCAAGUGCCCACCUGACAUUGAUUGUGCUUUUGUUUGAAACAUCCAUUAACGAAACAGCAAAUUUGCCUUAAGUUGUCUGUGUGGUUUAGGAAGCCAGUGGUUAUGUGUGCAGAGGACUAAACCAUCUGACAUAAACUUACCUCAGUAUGGUACACAGUAAUAGCAUGAAUCUCUUCUACAUGGUGGGAACUUUUUAAAAUUAUGUACCAGCAUUUCAACAUUACAAGUUGUUCAUCUGACUGAAUUUGAGUGUGAAGUGAAAAUUUUAUCAGAAAUUUUGAAAAGUCCUUUAUUACAUUCAAAUUGGAUCUUUUACAGUUUCAAAUAUAUAUAUAUAUAUAUAUUUUUACAGCUUAUACCUUAACACUUAUUGACCCAAUAAAUUUAUUAUCUUGCAUAUAUAAAA